GGAAAUCCUUCAGUAAGAGAUUCAAAUGACCUCAAACAGUAGGCCUAACUGUGCUGCUAUUCUAAAAGAUGUUGUUGCCUAUGUUGACGUGUGGUCAUCAAGUAAAACAGAGAAUUACUCUAAACCAUUCAUCCAGCAGCUGCAGGAUAUGGGAGUUGAGGUAUCAAAAACCUUCAAUAAACAAGUCACCCACGUAGUCUUUAAAAAUGGCCAUCAAGCCACCUGGAAUAAAGCCAAGAAGACGGGUGUGAAACUUGUGUCUGUCCUUUGGGUGGCCAGAUGUAAAGAUGAUGGUGAACAUGUUAAUGAAGAGUUGUGUCCGGCAUUAAAUGAUGAAGUCAAUCCAGCACUCAAGAAAAGGGUGCAUCGUUGUAUGCAGCCAAGAGACACCCCUCAGAGGACCCCUGAGAAUGACAGGCGCAUGAAAAAAAAACUGGACAAGAUGAUCAAAGACCUAGUGCCAAAAUCACCUCUUAUUACAGAUGUGUCCCCUUACAUUAUCGACGAAGAGAAUGGAAUAGUUUACAGUCCUUCUAUGAAAAGGUCUGAGUCCAUGGCACAGCGCCUGAAAGAAAUGAGAGAAAAAAGGGAAAACCUCUCCCCGACAGCUUCACAGAUACAAUCUAGGUUAUCACCUGAGCUCAAGCCUCCUCUUGGGAAUACACCAUCCCGCUCUUUUUUGCAACAACUGUAUGAAGAACCGGAUGAGGAUUUUAAUGCAUCUGUUGGCUCAAAUAAGACAGAUGGAGAGAAGCAACAUGAAGACACCAUAGAAAUACAGCACAAGAAAUACUUUCAGAAACCUUGGAUGUCACCUUGCAGUGUUGUGCCGAGACAAAAGACAAGUCCGUUACCCAAUUCACCGGCUAAAGAAAAAGCAAAUAAACAAGACAAAAAUCCUAAAAGGACCUCAGUCAAAAGUGAUGGCAUCAAGAAACACAGGUCUUUAGAGAGUCCAUGCCUGGAUGACCUCCCGGAGGGUAGCAAGAGUGUGCAAUCAGUGUUUACGUUUGACAGUUUUGUAGUGGGAAAAAAUAGACGAUCAACCAGCAGAAGUAACAUGUCAAAAGUCACACCACCUGUUAGAAAAAGCAGAACACCACAGUCUCUUCCAGAAAGUAAGCCAACUGUUAAUCUGGACAUUUCUAGCAUUUCUAGUCGCCGUUCUUCAAAAAUUUUACCAGAAAACCCCAAUGUGCCUCAUCAAACAUCCGUAAAGAUGACCACACUGAAAUCAAAAGUGAGCCAACGUAGAAAAUCCUUGCUUCCUGCUUUGGCAAGAUCUUGCACUGUCUCAAAUGACUCUCAUGCCUCCUGUGCAUAUGAUGAUGAUGAUGAUGAUGGGGUAUUUGAGGACUUCUUCUCUCCAGCUAACAACCCGCGGAGACAACAAAGUCUCCUUUUGCCCUGCUUGCCCUCAGAUUCGAAGGUUCUUGUUCCCUUUGAACUGGAGCCUCAGCCUAGCCCUGGGAAGAGGAAGAGGGGCAAGAGUGAAACCACAGGGUCUGAGUCAGCCAGUGCCAAAAAGAGAAAACAUGGGGUGCCAAGUGUAAAAGAGUCCAGCAGUGUAAGCAGCAUGUUGUCUCAACAUGAGCACCCACACCAGGAUACAAAAGGACUUGCAUCCUCAGAGGACAAUAAUACAAAACAAACUGUGACUAAAAGAAGUGCACAAUGCACAUUGCCGUUCUCCAGAUUGCCUAAAGACUCAACCGAUGAUCUGACUUGUGCCCCUGAGAAGCAGAGCGCGUCAACAGAUCCCACACAACUUUCAAAACCAAAUUUGACAGCGGCCAAAAAAUCACUAGAUAAGCCAAACAGUUCAUAUAUCCUACCUCGGCACAAGGACAAUAAAGGGAAAAGUAGCCCACGUUUGGAAAUUGUAGGCAGAGGAACUGCAUAUGCUGCAACAGCUGGUGUCACGGACACAAUUUCUGACAAUUUAAGCAAACAGAAAGGACAAGUCAAUGUGGUGGAGAAGAGCAUGGACAAAAAUACAAAGACUCUAAGGACAUUAGUUAUGACAAGCAUGCCCACCGAAAAGCAGCACACAGUGGCCCAGGUGGUCAGAGCUCUGGGUGGGUUCUCAGUGGUGGCCCAGGUGUGUGAGAGCACUACCCACGUGGUGUCAGGGGGCCACCGGCGGACCCUCAACAUUCUCCUGGGCAUCGCCCGUGGCUGUUGGAUCCUCUCUUUUGAGUGGAUUUUGUGGUGUUUGGAGCAAAGACAAUGGAUUCCAGAAGAACCAUAUGAACUUUCAGAUCAGUUUCCAGCAGCAUCUAUCUGCCGUCUGCAGCAGCACCUGUCUGCAGGGGAGCACCAGCAGGACCUCUUCCUGGGUCAGCCUGCAAUGUUUGUCUCCCGGAACACCCAGCCCCCCACCCACAGCCUGGUGGAGCUCAUCCAGCUGUGUGGGGGCACAGUCUGCAAAACGGUCCGGCAGACAGGCCUCUGCAUAGGGGAGUACAACGGCAAGAGACCAGAAGGGAGCAGGAUUCUCUCCGAGCAGUGGGUGCUGGAUUGUAUCACACAUCUCAAGCAACUUCCAUAUGAGAAGUAUGACUUGGAAUGGAAGUCCGGGUAAUUUGAAGUUGGACUCAAACAUGGAGAGAACACACAUGGAAAUCGUUUUGGCUUUUUUUC
Molecule: messenger RNA, 2643 nt
Organism: Salvelinus namaycush (lake trout)
Lineage: Eukaryota; Metazoa; Chordata; Actinopteri; Salmoniformes; Salmonidae
Gene: mcph1
Product: microcephalin 1
Exons: 14
Coding region: 26-2584 (852 amino acids)
Biological process (GO): mitotic cell cycle
Source: RefSeq, a predicted model, not a curated record